AUGUCAAGUUUUACGGCCCUCAACGGGGGCUCACCCCGGACUUCAGAUCCGCCUGCUGUGACCAUCGAGAAAACUUCGGCCAUAGACGAACGCGCACACAGCACAACUACGUCUCAACCUCCACCUACACCAGAAGUGCCGUCAAAUCAAGUUCCAGCACAAAGUACGGAGCGUCCAUCCUUUCAGUCACCUGGCUAUCCUGAUGCAGAGGGCUCUCAUAAGAGAAAGCGGUCUGAUUCCGUCGAGAUACGACGGGAACAGGUCAUACACGUCCAUACACCGGAAUCCGCUCACCCGCAACAUGAUUCGCGUGAGGUUUAUGGAACACCCUCGAGAGAUUACCGCUCAUAUGGCGAUGAGCACCGGGACAAGGAAGCUUGGUAUCCGCAUCGCGAAGAACGUAGCUAUGACUCCCAGCAGAAUUCUGCAACUACCCCGCAUGGUCAAACAGAAGAGCAGAUUGGUGAUGCACUUCGCAGAGCUACUGGCCAGAUGGACCACGGGGACUACUCUAACGCCAGUCCUGAUGGCGAUGAUCAUUCCAUUAUAUGUGGUGGCCAGUACUCGUCUGACCCGAGGCGCGACGCUUUUAUGCAACACGAUUCUAAGAAACGCAAGAGAAAUUUCAGCAACCGGACCAAGACAGGAUGCCUCACUUGUCGCAGGCGUAAGAAGAAGUGUGAUGAACAAAAGCCUGAGUGUGGAAACUGUCUUCGUGGCAGUUUUAUCUGCACAGGCUAUCCACCUCAGCGUGGACCAGGAUGGCAGAAGCCCGACAAUAAAGCUGCAGCAGUUCCUCUCGAGUCCAAAGACCCGACAUAUGUUCCACCAGGAGCUUACGGGAUGCCUCAGCAAAGCCCUUACGGUAACCAACCGGUGAAGCGCGAACCCCUGCCGCCUUAUCGUGGCCAGGCCCUUCGAAUUGACCCCCCACAAGGCCGCCCUUUGGUGACCGAUGACGACCGGCCAACCGCAUCAACAAUACCCAGCGCGUCUGUUGCGAGCCCCGAGAAUAAACUCUCUGCUUUACCUUACACUCCAGCAAACGUGUUUCCAACUCCUGUCAGCGCAAACCCUCAACCGCCGCCACCACCGUUUGGAGACAGAAUGGCCAAGGAAUACCAACGCGUGCCUCCGCUGCAUGACCUUAGCAGGACAGAACCCGAUUCUACUCAUCUUGGGAACCAGCUCCCGCAGAUCAACAUUCUUCAUCCUACAAGAACAAACAGUCCUGCACCUCCUCCGCCUGCACCAACAUCCAAUGCUCAAGUAGCCGCCCAGUUGGCUUUGUCUCAUUCACAGUUCCCCCAGAGACGGACCCAAAAGGAGGAGAUGCUUUCAGGGCGUCACUUCUAUCCUUUCGAUAAGGAACUUUGUCUGGAGCGUGAGCGUUGCUCAGCUGCUGUCUGGAGAUUCAACAACCUCAACGGCAUAUCUCCUGAAGAACGUGCUCGUUUAUUCCGUGAAAUCUUACAGCCUCGUGACCCCGUUCGAGUUUCUCCUACCGAAGCCUCUCCGAUCACCAAUGUCGGCCGUGUGGGCAGAAGUGUCGCUGUCGAAACACCUUUUGCUUGUGAUUACGGCUAUAACAUCACAAUUGGCCACCAGGUUACUAUCGGGCGCAACUGUACAAUCAACGACGUGUGCGAGGUAAAGGUUGGUGACAACUGUGUGAUUGGUCCAAAUGUCAGCAUUUUCACGGCAGGGCUACCCGUCGAUCCCAAGAAACGCCAGGGUACCCAAGGUCCCCAAGCAGGCAAACCUGUUAUCAUUGAACAAGAUUGCUGGAUCGGCGGAGGUGCCAUCAUUCUGCCUGGAAGAACAAUUGGCAAAGGCAGCACUGUCGGUGCUGGAUCAAUUGUCACGAAGGAUGUUCCUCCUUUUACGAUUGUAGCAGGAAAUCCUGCAAGGGUUUUGCGCGGCAUCGCCUCUUAA
Molecule: messenger RNA, 1935 nt
Organism: Fusarium venenatum
Lineage: Eukaryota; Fungi; Ascomycota; Sordariomycetes; Hypocreales; Nectriaceae
Source: RefSeq, a predicted model, not a curated record